Messenger RNA from Aspergillus steynii IBT 23096, 1566 nucleotides. Its product is annotated as permease of the major facilitator superfamily. The record is from RefSeq and is a predicted model, not a curated record. Lineage: Eukaryota; Fungi; Ascomycota; Eurotiomycetes; Eurotiales; Aspergillaceae. Gene Ontology annotation, cellular component: membrane. Bases 1 to 1566 code for a protein of 521 amino acids. The transcript is spliced from 3 exons. Gene Ontology annotation, molecular function: L-cysteine transmembrane transporter activity. Gene Ontology annotation, biological process: L-cysteine transport; transmembrane transport.
AUGGGGAACAAAGACGAGGCCCAGGUCUCCACGCGAACUCCGGCAAAGACCGUCCAGGAAAAAUAUGCCGACGUCACGCUACGACUUAUCGAAGAGCAUGACGAUGAAUUCGGACCGUUGACAGAAGAGAAGGAAAAGCGACUGCGACGAAAGCUGUACUGGAACAUCAUGUUCCUGCUAUCCGUCAUCAACAUAACUCUAUUCAUCGACAAAUCCACCCUCGGAUACGCCGCCAUCCUCGGCCUCUUCGAAGAAACCGGCAUCUCCAAAGCCCAAUACAACAACCUCAACAGCUUCUUCUACGUUGGCUACCUAAUCGGCCAAUGGCCCGGCCACUACCUCAUGCAACGCCUCCCCUUCGGCAAAUUCGUCUCCGGCGUCAUCUUCUCCUGGGGCGUGAUCAUCUUCCUCCACUGCGUCGCCACGAAAUACGGCGGGCUCGUCGUGCUCCGCCUGCUCCUCGGCGCCGUCGAAGCCGUGAUCGUCCCCGCCAUGGAAAUCACCCUGGGCAUGUUCUUCAACCGCGCCGAGCAAUCCUUCCUCCAACCCAUCCUAUGGAUCACCUGCAUCGGCGCCCCCAUCCCAGCCGGCUUCAUCUCCUACGGCCUCCUGCACUCCCACGUCUCCAUCCUCCCCUGGAAGCUCUUCAUGAUCGUCAUCGGCGGCCUCACCGUCCUCCUCUCCAUCUGGGUCUGGUUCGCAUACCCCAGCAACCCCGCCGAAGCUCGCUUCCUCUCUCUCGAAGAGAAAGUCCAGACAAUCCGGCGCGUACAUAUCUCGCAGCAGAGCUCCAUCGAGCAGAAGCAGUUCAAACGCGCCCAGUUCAUCGAGGCUCUCCGGGACCCCGUCUCGUGGCUAUUUGCGCUGCAGGCGUUCACCCUCAUGUACUGUAACAACUUGAACUACGGGCAGCAGAACCUCCUGACGACGUCGAUCGGGGUGUCGGAGCUGGGUUCGACGUUGGUGGCUGCGGCCGGGGGAGGGUUUGGUGUGGCGUUAUGUGUGGUGGCGACGGUUAUGCUGAAGUGGUUUUCGAGGAAUCUGGCGUUGCAUAGUGCGUUUUGGUGUGUGUUGGCGAUGGCAGGGGGUAUUGGGAUGGUGACGAUCAACUGGGAGAAGAAGCUAGCGCUGCUGGCUUGUAUGCUGAUCGCGGAGAAUACGUACGGGGUGACGUAUAUUAUCGCGCUGGGGUGGACGACGUCGUCGGCGGCGGGGUAUACGAAGAAACUGACGCGGAAUGGCAUGUUCAUGGUGGGGUAUAGUGUUGGGAAUCUGGUGUCGCCGCAGAUCUGGGUGGAGAGUGCGGGUCCGAGGUAUUAUGGCGCGUGGGUGAGUAUGAUUGUGGUGAGUUGGGUGGGGACGCCGGCGAUUUUGGGGGUCGUACAUUGGAUUCUGAGCAGGAGGAAUCGGGAGAGGGAGGAGUGGGCGGCGGAGUUGAGUGAGGAUGAGAGGGAGGGCUGCGUCGAGCAGCUGGAUGAGAGUGGGCAGGUGGUGAGGAGGAAGGUCGAUCUGGCCAUGUUGGAUUUGACGGAUUUGGAGAAUCGGUUGUUUGUGUAUCCGAUUUGA